Messenger RNA from Panonychus citri (citrus red mite), 4598 nucleotides. RefSeq names its product hillarin-like (gene Hil). The record is from RefSeq and is a predicted model, not a curated record. The coding region runs from base 1291 to 3822 and encodes 843 amino acids. The transcript has 6 exons. NCBI's taxonomy places the organism in Eukaryota, Metazoa, Arthropoda, Arachnida, Trombidiformes, Tetranychidae.
UUGCUGUUGUUGUGGCCUCAAAGAAGAGUAGAGAUGAAAUUAUGUCCCAAUCUUUAACCUGAGAAUUUUUCUCUAUUAUUUUUCUUUCUUUGUCUAACCUAACCCAUCUUCUUCAUCUUCAUCAUCCUCAUCAUCAUCUCCCUCUCUUUUUCAUCAUUAUUACAAGCAAGAAAAACAAAAUCUACCUGAGAAAUGGUCAAAUCUCAUUGAUGACCAAUCCUUUUGGUUGUUGUAAAGUGUUUUAUGUUAGUAGUGAAGUUAAAAUCAACCAGAAUCAACCAGAAAACCCAAAAAAAAAAUCCGUAACAAAUUGUCAUUCAUCAUAAUCUCCAAUCAGUUUAAUUUAGUUAAUCAAUCUCCAAGAAAGUGAUAACAAUUUAAUUCGGAUCAUCAUUUGUCUCCAUCUCAAAAUAAUCAUCUUGUUUUCCUUUAAUUUUGGAUAAAUCUUAUUAAAGUUUAGUGUUAAAUCAUUUGUUUUCCUGUUAAUUUGAUUGUUUUCAUUAAUUGCUGAUCACUGGUCACUCUUCAAUUGUGUAAUUAUCAUCUUCAUGAUUGUCCAAUGUUCAUCACCUUUGGUUAUUGUAAACAAAUUGUGUCCAUUUGAUUGAAAUCAUUUUGUUUUGUUAACACCAAUUGAUCACCUGAUUGUUAUAUUGAUUACAUUUUGAUUCUCUGGGUAAAUGUAACCAUUAAUUGUUACAAUUUAUAUAUUUAAUUAUAAAUCGAUUUUCUCAUCCGAGAAACAAUCAACCAACCAUCUCAAUUGACAACAACAACCAGGCGACAUUUUAAAUUGUGUAUUUUUCACAUUACAAAUCAUUCAAUUAAAAGUAAACUACAAUUAAUUAUUUUUUCUCAAUUAUAUCUGUGAGUGAAAAUUGAUUACUGAUCAAUUAGUAAGGGAAAUUUACUAAUCAUGAUCAGUGAAACGAGUUAAAAUCAAUUUUAAUUUCCCUCCAAUUCAGUGAUUGAAUUUUUGUUUUGUUUUCAUUUGUUUUCAUGUGGUAAACAUCAUGAUAAUCAAUCCUCAAGACGAGUGAUUAAUUGUUUACAAUCAUCUUGAUCAUCACAAUUUAAAUGUUUUCCAAUUGAUUUACUAAACAAUCACCAAUUGAUCCAUUGAAUUAGAUAUUAAAUUAAAUUGUCACCAAAGUGUUUAAGUGAAAAACAAAGAGCAACAAUUGACAAUCAAAAUCGAACCUUUGUUUUUUGUUAAAUUUCUUUCCUUCUUCUUCUAAUUAUUGCGAAAACAAUUUAAUUAUCAUUAAUCUACUCUAAGUUGAUGAUUUAAUGUCAACAACAAUUAGUUUAAACAACGCAGCUCGUAAAAUGGUCAACAGUAUGUACGAAAAUCAUUGCCUCAGGUGUAAUCAUGUCGUCUAUCAAGUGGACAAGAUCGGACCUUUGAAAGAUUUCACCUUCUUCCACCAAGGAUGUUUCAAGUGUGCUAAUUGUGGAACCAAAUUAACCCUAAAAACCUAUUACAACAAUCAACAAGACAAUGACGAUAAAGAGGUUUAUUGUCAAAGUCACGUACCCAAAACAGGUCCAGGUAAAUUGGACGGACUAUCGGUGGGCAUUAAACAAGCUCUGAAUAUCCCUAAACCUCAUCACCUUGUCAACGAUCAGAUUCGUGGUAGUGGUAAAGGUACAUUUGACGUUGAAGCUUUGGGCAUAAAGACAGCGAUGUCCACACCUAAACCCUACGAACCUGAACAACACCGAAACCGGGAAAACAUGGCCGGACGUUUCGAUGCCUCCGCUCUUCACAUACAACACGGUAUCAAUGCGACCAAACUGCAACGAAACUACAAGAACGGUGCCGACGAUGCCAAAAUCGAGGAGUUUCUGGAUGAAGAGACUCAACGGAAACUUGAGAUGCGACAUCGAGCUGAAGAAGAUGCUUUGUAUCGGCAAUUUGCUAAGAAAAGAGCGGAAGAGGAAGUUACCAUUAGUCAACAGAUCCAAGAGGAAUGGGAGAUAGAAUUGGAAAGGUUAACCUCACGAUUUCAACAUGAAAUUUCAAUGAAAAAGAGUCGAAAAUUUUCCACGGAUGACGAGAAAGCGAUGACACUUAAAUUACAACGAGAGAAACAAGAUCUUGAAAAAAAUAUGACCAUCAAGUUGGACCGGAAAAAGGAAUCAUUGACCCGAAAGCUUCUUGAACAGGAGAGACAAGCAACUGCCGAAUUGGUUGACAAACAAAGCAAAGAGAUGAUGAGCUUGAUUAACGAGAAGUUGGUUGAAUAUCAUCAGAAUCUUGAUCCGAUUGAUGAAAGAAGACUGAUUAAUGAAGAAAUGAAUCCAACAAUUUACCCAAGUCAAGCUCCACCGCCAUGCCCUCCAUCCAUUUCCAAGGCGGAGAUUUACACCGAUCCUAAAGUAUUUACUCAUAUUGAUGAGGUAGCCAUAAAUGUUGCCCGAGAAGAUCAACAUACUUUUACCGAUUUAGUACGAUUAUUGAUUAGUCCAUGUAACAAUGAUAUAGAGAAAGCUCGAGCCAUAUUCCGUUGGAUUACCGUUAAAAAUUUGAACACAAUGCAGUUUGACGAUAAUGUAAAUGCCGAUACGCCGAUGGGCAUUUUAAGAGGAAUUAAACAUGGAACUGAAAGUUAUCAUGUUCUAUUCAAAAGACUCUGCAGUUACGCUGGUCUUCAUUGUGUAGUCAUCAAAGGAUACUCUAAAUCAGCUGGUUAUCAACCAGGUAUACGAUUUGAAGAUAAUCGAUUCCGUAACUCUUGGAAUGCCGUUUACGUUGCCGGUGGUUGGCGUUUUGUUCAAUGUAAUUGGGGUGCUCGACAUUUAGUUAAUGCCAAAGAGGUACCAAGACCUGGUUCGGUAUCAAAAGGAGGUAAAUCGGACUCUCUUCGAUAUGAAUAUGAUGACCAUUACUUUCUCACCGAUCCAAGAGAGUUCAUCUAUGAAUUUUAUCCACUUCAACAUGAUUGGCAGCUCUUGAAACAUCCGUUAACUUUGGUUGAGUUUGAAGAGUUACCCUUUGUGAGGUCACUUUUUUUCCGUUACCAGUUAUACUUUCCCGAUGAUAAAGAAACCAAAGCAGUAUUACACACCGAUUCCUCUGGAGCGGGUAAUGUUAGAAUUGGAAUGCCAGCUCGAAUGUCCCCUUCUCUCAUCUUCCAUUAUAAUCUUAAAUUCUGUGGUGAAUCGGGCUCAGAAGCGGCAGGUUCAGAUACUUUUGAAGGAUGUUCACUCAAACGCUAUGUGAUGCAAUCAGUUUCAAAUAACAUUGUCUCCUUCCGGAUCCAUGCACCGACAUUUGGUCAAUUUAUAAUGGACAUUUUUGCCAAUGCAACAACACCUCGAGAAUAUCUUACCGGUGAACCAAUGAAAUUUAAAUCUGUUUGCAAGUUCAAGAUAAUCUGUUCCCGUUUAGAUACAGUAAUGGUACCACUGCCCGAUUGUGCCUCCGGUGAAUGGGGACCCAUGAAAGCGACCCGACUUUUUGGCCUGAUCGCUUUAACCCAUCAAGAGGCAUUAAUCUUCGCCUCUGGUCCAACCUUGGAAAUUCAAUUUCGAAUGUCUCGACCAUUAACCGAUUUUAUGGCCUCACUUCAUAAAAACGGAGUCGAAGAAAAGAAACUUUUAAAAUAUGUGUCAACUCACGUACAAGACGAUAUUGUGACCUUUUUCUGUAAAUUCUCGGACGAUGGUCAAUAUGGUUUGGACAUUUACACGAGAGAAGUUAAUUUAGGUGAAAGAGAAUCUCGAUCAAAUGGUUCGGCAAAUGGACAUCACCAUGAGAAACAAUUUCUCACCCAUUGUUGCAAAUAUUUGAUCAACGUUAACACCAAACGAAUUUAAAUUGUUAACAACAAUUAACAAUUUUCGUAAAUUGAAUAUAAACUUCAUCGAUUUCCAUUAAAUUUACUCAACAAAGAUUAAUGGUCAUUCAUACAAACACUUAAACCUCACCAAUAGUCAUUAACAAGUAAUUAUUGGACAUUUAAUUACUACCAAUUGUUCAACAAUUAAUCAUUUAAUCACCAAAAGCUCAAUGAUUAGAUGUUGUAAAUUAAUUUUUCCUUCCCAUCACCAACAAUCAACGAAACACAAUUAAUGCAAUCAAAGACUAUCUUGAAUUUUUUUUGAUAACAUUUUUUUUUUAAUUAUAAUGAAUUGAUAAUUUUCAUUAUAAUUGUUUACUUAUCUUGUUUAAUUGUCGUCUAAAUCAACUUUUAAUCAACGUCUUAAUUUUUACCCACUAAUUGUAAAUGUAUUAUUUUAGAUACAAGGAGACAAUCAACUUGUUGAAUCUUAAUUGUUUUUUUUUCAUUGUAUCGAACUUUUCAAUUCUUGUAAAAUCAAUCAAUUGUUGUUGCUAUUAAUUGUUAGUACUUUAAUCACCUUCUAUAAUCACUUAAAUGAUUAACGUAUCGCCCGUAACACAAUAAAAAAUUGUUCAAAAUUUAAUUGCCCAAAAUUUGGUCACUAAAUUGUUACAAUCAAAACAAAAAGCAUAACAUUAACUUUUUUUUGUUACUUUAAUUGACCUUAAUUUGUUUUUCUGAUCAAUUUUAUCCGCUCGUUAUUAGAUUACAAUGGAAAAUAAUUAAACAAUUAGUUAAUUCUUACCUUAA